Sphaerodactylus townsendi is the source of this 4156-nucleotide messenger RNA. RefSeq names its product epithelial cell transforming 2 (gene ECT2). Gene Ontology annotation, biological process: mitotic cytokinesis; regulation of cytokinesis, actomyosin contractile ring assembly; activation of GTPase activity. The record is from RefSeq and is a predicted model, not a curated record. The transcript has 26 exons. Bases 302 to 3049 code for a protein of 915 amino acids. Gene Ontology annotation, cellular component: cell cortex; nucleus. NCBI's taxonomy places the organism in Eukaryota, Metazoa, Chordata, Lepidosauria, Squamata, Sphaerodactylidae. Gene Ontology annotation, molecular function: GTPase activator activity; guanyl-nucleotide exchange factor activity.
CAAUAGCGAACGGCGGGGGAUAUAGAAAUUGUUUUAUAUUUGUCGUAUGCCGCGUAGACUGAUUUAGAUCUCACCCCCUUUUUCUGCAUAGAGGAGAGAAGAAGGAGCAAUCGUGAAGGGAUCAGAGCCGGUAUAGGACAACAUUCGGGAACUUUUCUCAUCACCGCCUACAAAACCGUUAGCCGCAGCCGCGCAGGAAAACUCCCUGGUUCCCGUCCAUUGAUCUGAAAGACAUCUCCUCUUCCUGAUUCCUGGCGCUGGGCAUUCCUGUGGAGUCACGGAAAGAAAUGUCCCCUUGACCAUGGUGGACAACAGCACACUAAUGUCUGAGACGGGGAGGAGUCUCUUGGCGGAUUCUUCUAUCCUCGACUCCAAAAUUACAGAGAUUUCCAAGGAGAAAAUAUUCCCAGAGUCCACAUCAGAUGGUGAUGAGGAAAUGCCUCAGAUUGAAACGAGAGUGGUUGUAGUUCAGGAAGCUGCAAAGCACACAGAACUGCUGGAUGCUCUGGAGACUAUUAAGAUAAUGGAAGUUCCAGUUAUAAAGAUAAAGGAAACUAGUCCUGGUAAAUCGGAAGAAAAGCUAAUUAAAAGUGUUGUGCAGAUGGAAAUUAAAGUACCUUACAUAAAGGCUGAGUCAGUGGAAGAGUACGGGGAAUCUGAGUCGCCAGAGUUUGAGACCAUCUUUGUGGUGGCCGACUUCCACGCUCCAGUUUUCAAUGAUUUGUACAAGGCAGACUGCAGAGUUCUGGGGCCUCCAAUAGUAAUGCGUUGCGCUCAAAAAGGCGAGGCUCUGCCUUUUUCGUGUCGGCCGCUUUACUGCGGCAGCAUGCUGAACCUUGUGCUAUGCUUCACUGGAUUCCGAAAGAAAGAUGAACUGGUUAAGUUGGUGACUUUAGUUCAUCACAUGGGAGGGAUCAUUCGGAGGGAUUUCAGUUCCAAAGUUACACAUCUGGUUGCAAACUCUACGCAAGGAGACAAAUUCAGAGUCGCAGUGAGUCUGGGCACACCCAUUAUGAAAGCCGAGUGGAUUUAUAAAUCAUGGGAGAGGAGAAACGAAAUUGACUUCUCUGCCGCUGCGGAGGAAUUCAAGAAUGAAUUCAAAGUUCCCCCGUUCCAGGACUGCAUGUUAAGUUUCCUUGGAUUCUCCGAUGAAGAGAAGAAAAAUAUGGAAGAGAUGACAGAAAUGCAAGGUGGACAGCAUUUGCCUGUUGGUGAUGAGAUGUGCACCCAUCUAAUAGUGGAAGAAAACACAGUAAAAGACCUUCCGUUUGAGCCGUCUCAGAGCCUUUACGUUGUGAAGCAAGAGUGGUUUUGGGGAAGCAUUCAGAUGGAUGCCAGAGCUGGAGAAUCUAUGUACUUGUUUGAAAAGGCCGACAGCCCUGAACUCAAAACAUCUGUCUCCCAACUUUCUCUGAGUACUCCAAAUAGCCACAGGAAGAGGCGCCGCUUAAGAGAGACUCUUGCUCAGCUGACCAGAGAGACUGAUAUGUCUCCUUUCCCCCCUCGUAAGCGGCCAUCCGCUGAGCACUCGCUUUCCAUGGGAUCCCUGCUCGAUAUUUCCAACACGCCCGAUGCGAGUAUAACCAACGGAGAAACUCCCAAGUCGUCAUGUAUGAAACCGUCAAAAAACUCUACUCCUCUUCCUCCAAAGCAGUCUGCGAGAUGGCAGGUGGCGAAGGAGCUGUAUCAGACGGAGAGCAACUACGUCGAUAUCCUGACAACUAUAAUCGAGGUCUUUCAGGUCCCGUUGGAAAAAGAAGGGCAGCUUGGAGGCCCCAUCCUCGCCCCAGAAGAAAUCAAAACCAUCUUUGGCAGCAUUCCCGAUAUCCUUGAUGUACACAUCAAGAUUAAGGACGACCUUGAAGACCUUAUGAUCAACUGGACUGAAAGCAAAAGUAUUGGGGACCUCAUUCUUAAAUACUCCAAAGACUUGUUGAAAACCUAUCCCCCCUUUGUGAACUUCUUUGAAAUGAGCAAGGAGACUAUUACCAAGUGUGAAAAACAGAAGCCAAGGUUUCAUGCUUUCCUGAAGAUAAACCAGGCUAAGCCAGAAUGUGGGCGGCAGAGUUUGGCAGAACUUCUUAUCCGACCGGUACAGAGACUACCUAGCGUUGCUCUUCUCCUUAACGACCUGAAGAAACACACUGCUGAAGACAAUCCUGACAAGGCGACACUAGAGAGAGCCAUUGAGUCAUUGAAAGAAGUGAUGACGCACAUUAAUGAAGACAAGAGGAAAACCGAAGGUCAGAGGCAGAUUUUUGAUGUUGUGUAUGAAGUAGAUGGCUGUCCGGCUAAUCUCUUGUCAUCUCACCGGAGUCUAAUCCAGCGCCUGGAAACGGUGGCGCUUGGCGAUGACCUCUGUGACAGAGGGGAGCAGGUCACUCUCUUCCUUUUCAAUGACUGCCUAGAGGUCGCGAGGAAGCGGCACAAAGUCAUCGGGGGUUUCAAGAGUCCUCAUGGUCACACCAGGCCCCCCGCCUCUCUCAAGCACGUCGUCCUCAUGCCCCUGUCGCAGAUCAAGAAAGUGCUAGAUGUCCAAGAGACGGAAGACUGCCACAGAGCGUUCGCGUUGGUUGUGCGGCCUCCAACAGAGCAAGCCAACUUGCUGUUCAGCUUCCAGAUAACUUCGGAGGAACCCCCCAAGGAGGACUGGCUGAGGAUGCUCUGUCGGCACGUGGCCAACACAAUCUGCAAAGCGGACACCGAAAAUCUUAUUUGUGCCACUGAUCCUGAUUCCAUUGAAGUAAACACAAAAGAUAUGGACAGUACAUUGAGCAGAGCAUCUCGCGCCAUAAAGAAGACAUCCAAAAAGGUUACUCGCGCGUUCUCUUUCUCAAAGACGCCCAAGAGAGCCCUCCGAAGAGCUCUGAUGGCACACAGCAGCGUUGAAGGACAGAGUUUCGGCACAUCUAGCGAGAAUUACUUAGGGGGACGCCUGGCUAGUACGUCAUCGCUUGCCGGCAUUCACUCACCUUCCCUGGUCAACCUUUCGUCUGUGUUUGAAAAGAGAAGCCAUACAUUAAGCCGAUCGACAACUCACUUAAUAUGAAAUGGGUGGGAGACAAGAGUCGUGUCUCCAAAAUUGUGACUGACAACUCUGGCCGGGCUGUUCAAGCAACCAAUUACUGACCUGUCUGGUGGUACUUAGUUAGCACUUAGUGGCAGCAAGCAUUUAGGUAACACUAAGCCUAUCACCAAGGAUUCUCUGAUCUGUCCAGAAAACAAGUGAAGGACUGGAACUUGGUAUAGAUAUUGUUGCACAAAUUACCCUGUUACACGAUGGAAAUGUUUUGCUCAGUGUAAGGACUCAGUGAUGCGGCAUAGGAACCGUCUACUAAAUUAACAUUAUAUAUAACUUCAGGAGUUGCUUGCAGAUGCCUUUGCUGGCUGGGAAAAGUGAAGUUUGCUUUUAAAAUGGGCUUUGUAUGUUUAUCAGUUGUAUGUCUUUUACUAAUGCACCGUCCGAUCUUUAAAGCCCUUCAGACUUCCAGUACUUUUCGGCUGUCCGAAAGAUGUAGGUUUGCAAAAGCUUGACUCUGUUUCUGGCAUAUUCGACGCUGCAUUGUUGAUGGUGGUUUAAUGAAAAUGUGCCACGUUUUCACCUGUGUAUCAAUUAACUCAACUUUGUUUCGCUGCUAGGAAUGAUUUUGUCCAACGAAAUGGUGAAGCCCCCCCCCAGGAAAAACAAUCACUGUACUUCAUUGUAUUUAUAGUCUUUGAAUGGAGAACAAUUUUAACAACUAUCUCCAAAACUUAGUGAAACACUUUUUUAUAUAUACACACACAUAUAUAUACAGACCAAUAAUGCACAGAUUUUGGUAUGAAGAUUUAGAUCUAACUUCAAUAUCUGUUGCUGCUAUUUUUUUAUUCGUAGAUUUUCAUUUAAAAAGUCAUCCUAUUUUCUAUUUUCUUUCUAAUUUAAACGUUUUAGAAUGAUCAGUGUUUCACAGUAUGUUCUACACUCUAGAAACUUAGUUUCUGCACAUUUUGUUUCUUCUUGCCUAUGUUUAGGGACUGGUAGGCGGAUGCGACUUUUGAUUCCCCUCCCCUUCCCCCAACCCACAGCUACUUACUUGUAUGUAUAAAUUGUGCCACUUAAUUUUUUUGCAUUCUGUAUUGGCAAGAACCUUGUAAAUAAACUGAACUGUUGACACUG